Molecule: messenger RNA, 1257 nt
Organism: Capsella rubella
Lineage: Eukaryota; Viridiplantae; Streptophyta; Magnoliopsida; Brassicales; Brassicaceae
Product: glutathionyl-hydroquinone reductase YqjG
Exons: 7
Coding region: 56-1213 (385 amino acids)
Cellular component (GO): cytoplasm
Molecular function (GO): glutathione transferase activity
Source: RefSeq, a predicted model, not a curated record
UCUGAUCGAAUCAAGUCUUACAUGCAUUAUUGUGUUUGCUUCACUUGAGUAUAAUAUGGAGAACCUAAUAUUUAACCAGCUCGGCUCGUGUCCCUCAUCGGUAAAAACAUCAGAUAUCGGUUCAGCUCCAUUCGAAAUCAAGUCUGCAUCAGCAAUGGAUAUGUCAAACUCGGAUUUUGCUAGAACCGCGACGUCAUUCCGCAACUUUGUUUCACAAAAACCUGAUUCUCAGUUUCCAGCAAAAGCAGGAAGAUACCAUCUUUACAUAUCUUACGCUUGUCCAUGGGCUUCUAGAUGUCUUGCAAUCUUGAUACUCAAAGGGCUUGAGAAAGCAAUAAGCUUUUCGUCUGUUCAACCACUUUGGAGAAAGACCAAAGAAAGCGACGAGCAUAUGGGAUGGGUUUUUCCAGAUUCAGAUACAGAGGUUCUUGGAGCUGAUCCUGAUCGUCUUAAUGGUGCGAAAAGCAUAAGAGAACUUUAUGAUAUCGCUAGCCCGAACUACACGGGUAAAUACACUGUUCCUGUUCUUUGGGAUAAGAAGCUUAAGACUAUAGUUAACAAUGAGAGCUCUGAGAUAAUCCGAAUGUUUAAUACAAAGUUCAAUCAUGUUGCAGAAAACCCUUCUCUUGAUCUUUACCCUCCCAAUCUACAAACCAUUAUCGAUGACACAAACGAAUGGAUUCACGAUGACAUAAAUAACGGUGUUUAUAAAUGCGGGUUUGCUACAAAUCAAGAAACCUAUGAUGUGGCAGUGAAGGCAUUGUUUCAUGCAUUGGACAGAUGCGAAGAAACACUCCGAAAACAACGGUUUCUUUGUGGAAACACUCUGACUGAAACAGAUAUCCGAUUAUUCGUCACCCUCAUAAGAUUUGAUGAGGUUUACGCGGUGAUCUUCAAAUGCGGUAAAAGGCUUGUAAGAGAGUAUUAUAAUCUCUUUAACUACACCAAAGAUAUCUAUCAAAUCGCGGGACUGAGCAGUACAGUAAAGAUGGAUCAUAUAAAGCAAAAUUACUAUGGAAGCUUUCCUUCUUUAAACCCUCUUGAGAUCAUCCCUCUUGGAACAAACAUUGAUUACUCUUGGCCGCAUGAUCGAAACAGAUUCUCUUCUGAAAUACCGUUAAGACGUGAUUGUGCAAGACGUGAGCUUGAGCAUGCAAGUCUUGUUUGUGAAUUAUCUUUGAUAUUACUUGAAAUUUUCGGUAGGCUUUUUUAAGCGAAAUUGUAAUGCUUGUUUUUUCCUUUCUUAAUAAGUUUUGU